UUCCCGGAAUCAAAGAAAUUUCAGUGUUUAAGAUGGGGGACUGCCAUUAUCGUAAUUCUUCUUUAUAUGAGCUACCUGGCAUAUCUUAUAUAUCGAAUUGUCAAUGAUAAGCCAUUGAUACAAAUAUCUUAUGAGUAUUUGGACAGACUCAGCAUUCCUGAAAUUGAACUCUGUAGUUAUUACAGUGAUGUCAAAAUAUCUAAAUGCGUUUUCAAUUGGAGUAAUAAAGAAAACUCUACUGACAGCUGUAGCCCGGAAAGCAAAAUAUUUGAAUCUGAAAAGAAAGAAUGCUAUACUCUUCGGGCCAAUAGUAGUUAUUUUUUCGGCAACCCAGAAAACCCCUCUGAAGAGUCAUUGUCAGUAGCAAGCAUUGACUUUUAUUUUGAGAUCCUUAACAUUUCCGCCGUUGUUGAAAAAGUUUUAUCCGUGGCAACUAUUGCAGGCAAAAUAUUGGAUAAAGUAAAAAAACGAUUUGAUCGACAAAUGAAUACGUUCGCGGGCAUCCAAAAUGUAUCGGCUCUGGUAUUAUUUAAGAAAACUACAUUGUUCACUUUACCUAACGAUAUCAACACAAUCCUCGGCCUAACUUCUAAUUAUCAUAGUACACCUUACUUUACUACUGUGUCGAAAUACUUUCAAAUGCAUCCAAAUGACAGCUUCCCCUUUACUGGACACUUUAAUAUUGCUCCAGGCAGUUUUCUCCACGAGUUGCAAUCAGAAAAACGUUCAUAUACGGUUCUUGGGGCUCUGGGAGUUGCUGGUGGUGCUGUUGGAUUGAUUGGUGGGAUUUAUACGUUGUUUUUUGGACAACCAAGGAUUGAUCCUUGGGGCCUAAUGCAUAAAGUGGCAAAAUCGGAAAUAGCACACGAAGCAGACUUCAAAAACUUUCCAUUCGUCUCAACAUUUAAAGAACAAAAACAACCAAUUCUUACUGAAGAAAGGGUGGAGCGAGUGGAAAAUGUUAUAAAAGAUAACAAGCUCAAUGCACUUCAUCCAGGACAUCGCUGUCAACGUGAUAAAAUUCCAAGUGAAAUUGAAAGUAAUCCAACUGAUGCUGUUUCCAAUUUAUAUCAAAAAAAUUUCCAAAGCUCAACAAGAAUUUUUGGGGUUAAAGCAUUAGGAUUUGAGUCAAAUGACAUUGUUCAAGUAUUAUCAUUAGACAUUGAAAUUAGAUCAUGUUCAAUUCAAAUUGAAAGUAUUCCAAAAAAUAAAGAAUUGGAAAUGGAUACUUGCAAAAAAUGUCCAAAAAAUGAUCAUGAAAGAUGA
This is a messenger RNA of Entrophospora candida, 1266 nucleotides long. NCBI's taxonomy places the organism in Eukaryota, Fungi, Glomeromycota, Glomeromycetes, Entrophosporales, Entrophosporaceae. The record is from the annotation of a GenBank genome assembly.